Messenger RNA from Papilio machaon (common yellow swallowtail), 472 nucleotides. RefSeq lists its product as uncharacterized. The transcript has 5 exons. The record is from RefSeq and is a predicted model, not a curated record. The coding region runs from base 2 to 427 and encodes 141 amino acids. Lineage: Eukaryota; Metazoa; Arthropoda; Insecta; Lepidoptera; Papilionidae.
UAUGUUAAGAAGUUGUUUGCCUUUAUUGUGUUGUUUAUGUUUUCAAAUUCUUUUUAAAAAUUCUCAAGGAGUUAUUUACACGUACGAAGAUGUGGAGUUGAGACGAAUUUUUCCAAAUGAAUUUCCAAUGGAUACAAUACGACGAAGUGGUUCACCAUUUGCUGAGCAUUUGGGUCGGUACACUGAAUUGAAAAGUUAUUUCCAUCAUCCUAAAAGUAAAUUAAAUAGUCACUUUGAAGAAAUGAUUUGCUACAACAGAAGUAACAAAAAGAUUUGUAAGAUUGAUGUGGACCGCUAUUUACCAGAAGAGAACAGUUAUUACUCGUCUGUAACAGCAGAGAGCCAUGUUGAUAGGCGACGUGUAUACUGCUUUAUGCUGCUCUGUUUUACCGAGGAUGAACUGGACAGAGUCGUAGCUUCUUUUUAAGAUCUAAAAAAAAUUCUGGAAGAAAAACAAUGAGAACUUUUUCAU